This is a messenger RNA of Syngnathoides biaculeatus (alligator pipefish), 5858 nucleotides long. It is a transcript of the gene erfl3, whose product is annotated as Ets2 repressor factor like 3. Lineage: Eukaryota; Metazoa; Chordata; Actinopteri; Syngnathiformes; Syngnathidae. Gene Ontology annotation, cellular component: nucleus. The transcript is spliced from 5 exons. The record is from RefSeq and is a predicted model, not a curated record. Gene Ontology annotation, molecular function: sequence-specific DNA binding; DNA-binding transcription factor activity, RNA polymerase II-specific. Bases 573 to 2738 code for a protein of 721 amino acids. Gene Ontology annotation, biological process: cell differentiation; regulation of transcription by RNA polymerase II.
GAGCGAGGCGAAACACGACACCCAGAGGACGGAGCGAGGCGAGAGGGUAGAACAGAAGAAGAAGAAGAAGAAGAAGUAGGGAGACGAAGGGAGGGGGCGGGACGGAGGAGGAAGAAGAAAAAGAGUGCCGGUAGUAACGUGAGCGCCAGAAAAGCGGGCGGGCGGGCGAGCAAAAAAAAAAAAAGUCCAACAAGAGCGACGUCCAAACACGGAGAAGUCACGUCAAAGCUCGAGACUUGUAGAAAGGCGACGAAGAUGCGGCCGAGUCGGAGUAAGCACUCGCCGCAGAGUUCGCGCAACAAGUUCCUGGAAGAGUGAAAGCGCUUUCCGAUCGCCUCGACCGCCCUUUUCUCCCCCCCCCCCCACCCACCUCCUCCCCGUGGUCGUCUUUCAGAACAACUUUGAGAACCACCAUUAAUACCGGAUCCUAGCCGCUCAACUCAGCCGGGAGCGAGCCACCUCGGUCGGACUCGGAGAGAGGCGAAGUUCCUCCACCCCAACGAAGAGGGGCGGGAAAGAGACCGAGAGUUGCACUCCAGUCGACGGAGUUUCGACAACUUUUACGGACAAAAAUGAAGACCCCCGGAGACAACGGUUUUGCUUUUCCUGACUGGGCCUACAAGCCAGAGUCGAGUCCUGGGUCAAGGCAGAUCCAGCUGUGGCACUUCAUCCUGGAGCUGCUGAGGAAAGAGGAGUACCAUGACGUCAUUGCCUGGCAGGGUGACUAUGGCGAGUUUGUCAUCAAGGACCCGGAUGAGGUGGCCCGGCUCUGGGGUGCCAGGAAGUGUAAACCCCAAAUGAACUACGAUAAACUGAGCAGGGCAUUGAGAUACUACUACAACAAGAGGAUCCUUCACAAGACCAAAGGCAAGCGGUUCACCUACAAAUUCAACUUCAAUAAACUGGUGUUGGUCAACUACCCCUUCAUUGACAUGGGCUCCACCGGAAAUGGUGUCCCUCAGAGCGCCCCACCCGUCCCCUCCAGCGCAGGGACUCACUUCCGGUUCCCUCCCUCAACGCCCUCGGAAGUCCUCUCCCCGAACGAAGACCUGCGCAGCCCCGGAGGCCUGUAUAGCUCAGUGGCACGCCGCAUGGCCCGCGGCUCCGUGAGCGACUGCAGCGAUGGCACAUCUGUCAAUUCCGAGAUAGAGGACGGCAAUCCGGGCGGCGGGGAGGAGAGGGCAGAGAGGUGCGUGGGUGGAGGAGGAGGACCCGGAGGAGGAGGAGGGGGCUACAGAGGCAUCAUCCACCCCCGGUUGUCUCACGAGUCCCUGUUCCGCAUUUACGGGGGAGGUGGCAACCCCAACGCCCAUCCGGGCUCCCGUGGACCUGUCGGCCACCGUAUCCACCCAGAACCUUUGUCCCCCUUCCCCGUGUCCCCACUGCCUGGACCGGGUGGAGCGGGCCUCCUUGCCCCACCUCUAUCCCCAGCUCUCAGCUUGACCCCCGCAUCACACCUCCCUUACACUCCCUCACCCACUCUGUCGCCCAUGGUGGGCUCCCACUUCUCCUUUAACCCAGAGGACAUGAAGCGCUACCUACAAGCGCACACCCAGUCAGUGUACAACUACGGGCUCAGCCCCCGCGCUUUCCUGCAGUACCCUAACAUCGUCAUCCCGCAGCCUCACCGUCCCGCCGCCGCCGACAAGGUAGGCCUGGGCGGCGAUCGAGGCGCGGCAGAGCGAGCCGAAAGAGAACGAGGUGGCGAGCGGCACCAUCACACGCCACUGUCUCACUCGGCCCACCACCACCACCCACACCCACCUCACUCGGCCCACCCCCACCCCCAAUCCCACCCGAUGCACCACACUCUUCACCUGGGCGAGGAGCCCCCUCACAUGUCCCCCUUCAAGUUUAAGCUGCAGCCGCCGCCACUGGGCCGCAAGCAGAGGGAUGGGCAGAGCCAGAGCAAAGCACGGCAGAGCUCGCUCUCUUCCGGGUCCGGGUCCAUGUCGUCCACUUCGGGCCUGGGCUCCUCGCUGUCGUUUGGUAGCGACCUGAGCUCGGCCAGUGGCUCGGGCCUCAUCUCUGCAUCGUCCUCCACGCAGUCCCUCAACAGUGCAGGACUUCCCAAAAUCAAGGUGGAGCCCAUCUCAGACAUCGAAUCCGAAGAAGAGGUUGAGGUGACUGACAUUAGUGACGAAGACCCCGAUGAGCGAGAUGAAGACUUUGAGCUUUUUGCGCAUCGCCUGUCCAGAGCUCCAAACCACCACCGCCACCUCCACCACCACCACCUCUCGUCCAACGGCUCGGCACCCCACCCGUCACUUGUGGACGAAGACCUGGAUGAAGACGUGUUCAAAGCACCCGCCCCACCUCCUUCCGGCCUCACGCCCUUCUUGGCUUUGCAACACGGCUACUCCGGCGCGCACCGUGGGCCCCCCGCCCUCAAGACUGAGCCCGGCGAGCCGCCCGACUCGAGCCCUCCCCCGAAUCCGCCUCCGCAAACCAAGUGCAUCCCCCUCAAGCUGCGCUUCAAGCGGCGCUGGAGCGAAGACCAACGCAUGGAAGCCUCACAGGAGGAGUCCGACGACAAGAAAGUCCGGCCGCAGGAGCAGCGGGACCGCCAGAGCAACGGGCGUAUGGAGACGGAGGAGGACGAGCCUGGCGAUGUGGACAGCCCCCCUCUGUCAGCUUACCAGAGUUCCGUAGCCCCGCCCUUACCCGCACAUCGGCGGGCGAGUGCUGAGCUACAUCGUGCUGCGGCGCAGCUGUCUCUGGAGAACAAAGACUGCUGAUGGGAUUUCACGCUGGAGAUGUGAAAACGGUUCCUCUGUAUUUUCCAAAGCCUCUCCGCCUGGCCCGCUUCAACAAACAUCUCAACGACCGCCUUACUAUUACGACUCUUGACAGAUCUCACCCCCCCCCCCCAAACAAGUUCUCUAUCAGGAUUCUUCUGGGACGCAUUAUUUGUGUAGGAGGUACACUUUGAUCCAGCUAUCGCAGAAACUCUUACUGUAAAGCCACAUUUCCACCAGGAAGUACGAUUUGUUUAGCACGGUACAGUAAAACGGUGGUAGAUGGGACGGCCUACCGAAAUAACUUACCAUAAAUUAGGUCGACAUGAUUAGGGCCAAAAUAACAAUCACAAUUAUUUGGAUCAAUAUGUUAAUCACAGGUGGCACGGUGGAUCAGCUGGUAAAGCGUUUGCCGUUUCUGAAGUCCCGGGCUCGAUCCCGGACCCGCCUGUGUGGAGUUUGCAUGUUCCCCCCGUCCCUGCAUGGGUUUCCUGCGGGUACUCAGGUUUCCUCCCACAUCCCAAAAACAUGCAACGUUAAUUGGAGGCUCUAAAUUGCCCCUAUGUGUGAUUGUGAGCGGGGCUGUUUGUCUCAAUGUGCAGUGCGAUUGGCUGGCAACCAGUUCAGGGUGUACCCUGCCUCCUGCCCGUUGACAGCUGGGAUAGGCUCCAGCACUCCUCCCGACCCUCGUGAGGAUAAGCGGCAAAGGAAAUGGAUGGAUGGAUGUUAAUCACAAUUAUUCCCAUGUUAAGGGAAAAACGAAAUUUUUAUUGCAUUACUUUUCAACAAACAAUUUGUCAACAGUUACAGUACAAAAUGAAUAUUUAAAUAAAAAUAAAAGAUGGGUUUUUUUUUUUUUUUUUUAGAAAUUCAAAUUGAAUUGCGACAUAAUAGAAGCAAAUGCAGUUAAAAGGCAAACAAGUUUGGUUCCAAGCAGCAACUUUUCCUUUGCAAAUCCCCGUCAAGGACUGGUUUGGCUCCUUUUGUUGUGCUCACCAGUCCCGGUCACAAACAGCAAGGAAGUCAACGGUUGUGGUUUGCGUCUCGUGAAUUUCAAUGCGGUCGAGUCAGCCUCCGGUUGAACUCUUGAUUGUUAAUAGUUUACAUUAUGUAACACACAUCCACUGUGUUUCCAAGUCCAACUUCAAAAUGAAAGCUUCACAUAUGAAUAUUCAUGACUCUCAGAAGGAAUUUUUUCCAUUCUGUUCUAUUUCUAUUCUAUUGUUUUUUGUUUGUUCUUCUUCUCAGUACUCAAGAUGAAUGCGGUACCAGGGCGGCACCGACUGCCAAAGACAAAUUCCUUGUGUGCCAUUAUUUCUGAUUCUGAAUACAUUGGACAUCGAUGCCAUUUUAGGCUUUUAUUUUGAAGUUGGCACUGGGGUGUUUUUGCUGGUGUGUUACCGUAAUGCUGAGAAGAUUCAUUUAAUUGAAACUUCUUCACUGCAGGCUGGCCUGACUGUAGUCAUUUUAGUAUAGUGUAUUUGAAAAGAAAUAUUGGAUUUUUUUCUGCCAUUUUUUUAAAUACCCCCCCUCCAAAUGGCUGAACAGACAAGUUGCUACUUGCUGCACUUUUAACUUAUGUCUUCUUGUUUGAAGUCUCUUGCCUUGAAUCAAAACAUGUCCAGAAAAUGGAUAUUGAUUCCUUUUUGAGUGGCUAGUACCAUUCUGUGCUGUACUUGAUUCCUUAGGCAUUAUUCACUCAUAAUUCUGCAGAGAGCUGCGUUUAGGAAGCUCAAUUAUGUUUCCGCCCCCUGGUGGUUGGCUGACUAAGUUCACACUUAAAUGAAAAAAAAAAAAAAAAAAAAACGAAUCACCCAUGACUCAUCCUGAUUUAAUUAUGGAAGCUAAAAUUGUAAUCAUGAUUAAAAUUCAAUUUAUGAUGCAGCCCUGCAGUAAACUCGAGAGAUCCUGGUUUUGAGCCCUUAUUUGGCUUUGGAUUCUCUGGGUGGUCUGGCUAAAGAUAGGCCCCUAGGUUCAUUUAAGACGCUAUAAAUUGUCAAUAUGUGUGCAUGUGAGUGUGAAUGCUUGAGUCUUUGUAUCCCCACGGUUGUACGGUUCUUCCCCAAAGUGACGAAUCGUGGUCCAAAUUUACAAACUGUACUGAGCUAAACUUAAGAUGCACUGCUUGGUGGAAACGGGGUCAUGAGGAGACUGGCAGAUCGUUCGUUACCUCUCCCAAGGCCAGUGAAGCUCUAAAGCGCAGCUCCGCCUCUUGUCACAUUUUCCUCAGGGGACCCUUUUUCCCUUAGCGCCCACCCCCCCCCCCCCCCCACUAACUACUACGACCUCUCCUAACCUACACUCUACCACAUUGUAAAUAGGCAACUAUGACAAGUGCCUGUACUUAGGAAGCCCUCAGUCACACAGGACUUGGCAGGAUGACAAGGAACGGGGGGCUGGAAGGGCAAAGGGGGUCUUUUCAGCACUGGAGGGUGUCGGUUGGGUGCUGACAUGUGACUCUUCAUCUUGAGCCACCCCACUCAGGGAAGCCUGUUGCUGUUUGGUCGUGGGGAAAGGUGGAAAACAGAAACGAAAAAAAAAACAAAACAGGGCGCUAGUUCCAGACUGACGGUCGCUUUCUGUGGACCACCUGUAUACGGUCCACUGACUGAGAAAAUGUUAAACCCGCCCCCCACCCCAGCCGAGCCUAACGUGGUUGACCGAGAACGACUUUGCUCACCACUCUUCACCAGCCUGAGAUCCUCUUAACAAUCAACACUCACAAGUGAAAGACUCAACCAGCAAACACACGCACACACUUCAACAUGCUCUCUUGGGAUUGACACUUUUUAAUGUAUUCCACCCGAGAUUUUAAAGAAUGUCACGCUUUGCCUGAUCAUCUCUUCACAACCCCACGUCACCUCGCCACUCGAGUUCCCACCCUGUGUGUGUGUUUGUGUGUCUGAGAGAGAGAGAGAGAGAGAGAGAGAGAGAGAGAGAGAGAGAGAGAGAGAGGGUGCUAUAAUCUGGUAUUGGAUUAAGUUUAUUAGUGAGGCUGUUGAUCUUUUUUUUCCCCCCUUCUUUUAGUCGUACACCUUUUCUAGUCACAGCCCUGGGCCGUCACCUCUCCUUCCUGGUCCCCGCGAGUGUGUGUGUGUGUGAGAAAGAAAAAAAACAAAA